AUGAAUUUGGCUCGACAAGCAGCUCAAAAAAGUUUAGAGAAGCAUCAAAUUGUCUCUCAGAAUAAGAUGAUUGCAGAAAUACAAGACUUAUUAUUUGAUUUAAACCAAGAACAACUUGCGGAUACUUAUAAAAUAUUAAUAGAACUUUCAAACAAUAAAGUUGUUAAUAACAAAGUUUCACGUGAUCAAAUCAAAGAACAAGAAACUUCACAUACAUCCAAGUUGCCUAAAUAA
This is a messenger RNA of Dentiscutata heterogama, 234 nucleotides long. Lineage: Eukaryota; Fungi; Glomeromycota; Glomeromycetes; Diversisporales; Gigasporaceae. The record is from the annotation of a GenBank genome assembly.